Echinostoma caproni is the source of this 576-nucleotide messenger RNA. NCBI's taxonomy places the organism in Eukaryota, Metazoa, Platyhelminthes, Trematoda, Plagiorchiida, Echinostomatidae. The record is from the annotation of a GenBank genome assembly.
AUGGUACAAGCAGCAGAAGGUUUGCCUGUGCUUCGCGGUUGCCGAACGUUUUUAUUCGAUUGUGAUGGUGUCCUCUGGAGUUCCGAUUGCUUGUUAUCGGGUGCAAAAGAACUGAUUGAGUACCUGAUUGGGACCAAAAGAAAUGUCUUCCUAAUCACUAACAACAGCACGAAAUCCGCUGAACAGUAUGUGAGCAAGUGCCAAAAACUAGGACUCCCGGUUUCUGCGACCAAUAUAGUCUGCUCGGCUCACAUUGCGGCUGACUACCUGUCCAGGCAUGGAUUCAAAGGUCCUGUUUAUGUGCUUGGCGAGGCUGGUAUGGGGUUGGAACUCGAUAAACUUGGUAUCACGCACUUUGGAAUUGGUGUAAGUAUUCUCCGGACGACUCACCUGACGGGAACCCCAACAAGUUACAUUUGUAAAGGCGUGCCGUUUAUCGCCACCAACGAGGACGCGCAACUCCCGGUCACGAACGAACGGAGGAUACCCCAAAGAGGCCGGCAGCCCUCUGCGUCAGCGGUGCUACUGCUACCAGGUACCCCCUACACUCCACUGUCCAUUUGUGUAUGUAUCUAA